Didymodactylos carnosus is the source of this 3444-nucleotide messenger RNA. The record is from the annotation of a GenBank genome assembly. NCBI's taxonomy places the organism in Eukaryota, Metazoa, Rotifera, Eurotatoria, Philodinida, Philodinidae.
AAAACCGGGUCUUAAAGGGCCCUCCGCCCAAAUCCUUUUAGCCUUUUUGCCUACUCGAGGUCCUCUAUCGAAUGAUGUAUGAACGAACGAAAUCGGAGCCGGACACCUGGGGCGGUUCCCUCGUCAGGGAAACUGUACGAACUCGGUUAUCAAGAAUCGUUCAGAAUUGCAGAUCAUACUCGUCUUAUAGAGAAAUUUGCUGAUAAUAGAAAACAGUUCUGCUAUUUUUGAUAGAUCAUAUUUUCAAUAAUACUAAAUUUGAAACUGUUUUGAAUAAUAAGUUUUGUAGAGCGUACAUUUGUCUACAAAAUGAGAUAUUCUAUAAUUCUGACGGCCCUUAACCCUUUACGGCCGGAUAUGUUUUUAGAGCACAACACAAUAAUUGAUGUAAAAACUGUUGUGAAAUACCACAACUAAAUUCGAAUAGUUUUUCAGGUAAAGGUAGUGUCAUAGACUAUUCAUUAAAAAGCAAAAUGUUUUUAACUAACUUCUGAAAAAAAUAAUUCACGUUAAAUUAAAUAUCGUAAUGUCCCCUGGGAAGAACAUUCGGUCGUAAAUGGUUAAUAAACGAGUUAUAACCAUUUUCCUGGAUAUUCAAACAUGAGUUGUGGAAUUAGAGGUAGGCAUGCAUCAGUUAAAAACUGAUCAUAAGUCACCUAUAAAGAAUUACUCAGAGUCACGAAAUCUCUCAUUUUGUAGAAAAAUGUUUGUUCUUGAAAAUUUAUCUGUAAAGGAAAGUUUUGAAGUUAUUUUUAGCAAAAAUAUGAGCAUUCUAAAAUGUACAAAAGUUAGAAAAAAAACUGUUCACACAGGUUUUUUUUCUAACUUUAAUGCAUAUUAGAAUGCUCAUAUUUGUAUCACAGAUACCGUGAGACUUUUCUACUUAUAUGGGAUUAUAGUCCAAACAUUUCUCUAUAAAAAUGAGAGGUUUCGUGACUCUGAGUGAUUCUUUAUAGGCGACUUAUGACAAUUUUCGUGGAAGCCCUAACACCAGUUUUUAACUGGUGCAUGCCUAACUAGAGCAAAUCAACUCUUGAAAAUAUGAGUUUAUCACGCUUCUUAGUUUUAAAAUAUUUCAAUUAAACAAAAUAGACUGUCUCUCAAAAAUAUUCUUGCUCCGAAUACACAAUAUGCUUCAGGUAUAGACCCUAUAGAAAAUUAUAUGGGGUAAGUAUGACCAUCUUCUGAACUUUAUGUAACAUUUAUAUUCAAGUUAAAAGUCAUUUUUAAUCCAACAGAACGGAUAAUUAAACAGACAGAUAAGCUUAAUUCUUCGAUAUGUACAUUUUAACUACAAUUAUCCAAAUCAAGACAGUUAAGGGACCCCCUUAGUAAAAAACUUUUUUAUCAUAGAUCCGAUUUCGAUAGCGCUUCCAGUGACUAAUGCUUACUGUCCUACGAGCUUAUGCUAAGAAUUCGAGAUCGAAACGUUGAAGUGCUGCCAAGUUAUUGCGUGACAAGGGGCAAAAUGAUUAGUAAAAGCGUUAUGGCUUUUUUGUUGGAAGGUGCAGAACGCUGUGAGAGAUCUCAAAUGAAAGUAGACACUUAAAUCUAAAAUUUGAUCCGCGGUGAUUUUUGAAUUUCACUUCCGUUCAUUGAAUUCAACCUCUGAAAAUAACUCUAAUUCGACGGAGUAUUUGCCACUUAUCUCUGCACAGAAAACAAAAAACGUCGCGGAUCAAACUUUAGAUAAAUAUCUUAGCUUCAAAAUAAAAAAAGAAUGAAGAUUUUACGACGAAUCGUUUAGGAGUUAUUACAACUUUACUGCGCCAAAACCAUAUUCUAAGCAAUGACGUCAUCACUUCAUUAAUUAUAGUUCGGCGCCUUUAGCAAAACUAGUAUAACUCUGCAAGACGAGAUCGUACAAACCCCCUGUACAUGUACAUCUAUCUCAUUCUGAUCAGAACACUUUGCUCAACAUAGCUCCAUGUCUGUUAAAGCGAAUAACCUUAAAAAUGUUAAUUAAAAUGUAAAAUUUAGGAAAAAGUGAUUUUUAGGGCUUUCAGAAACCUUUUCAAAACCUCCCAAAGCAUUGACUUUUUGGCAAACUGAGGUGAAUUCUGAACGAUGACAUUUUGGGAUACUGAACCGUAUGAUUACUUCAGUUUCGAAGAAAACAUCGAAUUUCUGAGAAGGGGACCCUUAAGACGAGUCAACGUAUUCCACUGAGGUAACUAUAGUCAGCGUAACAAAACAUAUGGCAUGAUAUGAGAUUAAUUAAUGUAGUUUGUACGACAAGCUAUUGCUGUGCUGACUAUAGUUACUUCGAUGUUCAAUAACAUUGCUCUAACAUAUCGACUCAAGAGGAUCUAAGAUUAAAAUAAUUGCCAAAAGUCAUCCAAUACUCAAAAGAAUUUAUUGACAAAAGUAACUUGAGUUGCUCUAUAAACUAACAAUCUCAAAAUUUAUUAUUGAACAAAAAAGUGUAGUGCUCGAAGAACUGAUUUUCUGACAGUCAUCCUCGAGUGAUCCAUGAAAAACUCCCACUAUCUUAUUCGUAAUCAACACCAUAAACUAUCUAUAUUUACAUGUUUUGUGGUGUAGAGAUUUGACACUUUGGGAGAUUCAUCCCGAAAAAUUUUAUUUAUCUAUCUGUUUAAUACCGUUUUUAUCUAAUCAAAAAUGAUUUAUCUUGAGUCUAAAUGCUGUACAGCUAGCUAUUAAAAACUAAUUAUCUCUAUUUCAUGUCUCUCUGUAUAGAAAGGGGAAAAGUAUAGCUAUAUCACUGUGAUCUGAGUAUCCAAUAUCUUUUCUAUUGUCUGCAUUUACUUCAGAAUAAGUUUAAAAAUAGUAGAAAAAAAUAAUACGAAGAAAACGUUUUAAUUUCAUUUCAUUUUUAGAUAUGUUGCUGGUCGAGUAAUUGAUGCAUGUGCAAAUUUUGAUUAUCCACCUUCUCGUUAUGAAAUACAUGUACUGGAUGAUUCUACUGAUGAUACGGGACAAAUAAUUGACGAAAAAAUUAAAGAAUAUAAAGCUGAUGGUAUAAUAGUUCGACGAAUAUCGCGAACAAAUCGUAAUGGUUUUAAAGCCGGUGCAUUACAAAAUGCUAUUCAGUAUGCAAAUGGUCAAUAUUUAGCUAUAUUUGAUGCUGAUUUUGUACCAAAAAAGGAUUUUCUUCAAUGUACUAUGCCAUAUUUCAUAUCAUCAAAAGUAGGUGUUGUACAAACACGUUGGGAACAUUUAAAUGCAAAUUAUAAUAUUUUAACACGUGCACAAGCAAUGGCAUUAAAUGUUCAUUUUACAAUUGAACAAGCUGGACGUUAUUAUUCAAACGUCUUUUUACAAUUUAAUGGUACUGCUGGUAUUUGGCGAAAGAAAGCGAUUAUAGAUGCUGGUGGCUGGAAAGAUGAUACAAUAACAGAAGAUCUCGAUUUAAGUUAUCGAGCACAAUUAUCCGGUUAUAAAGUUGUUUUCUUGGAAGAAAUGAAUACACCCGGUAAAUAA